Bactrocera dorsalis (oriental fruit fly) is the source of this 1776-nucleotide messenger RNA. RefSeq names its product mitochondrial nicotinamide adenine dinucleotide transporter SLC25A51. The record is from RefSeq and is a predicted model, not a curated record. The transcript is spliced from 4 exons. Bases 516 to 1418 code for a protein of 300 amino acids. NCBI's taxonomy places the organism in Eukaryota, Metazoa, Arthropoda, Insecta, Diptera, Tephritidae.
AUGACAGAUUGAUAAUUCUUACUACGAAAAGAACGAGGAGUUUAAAAGUACGUGUAAAACCUUGAUCCUGCUGGAUAUAUUUUAUGAUUAAAAGAGGCAGAGAGGCAACAAUCUUCAUACAGAUUUGUUGCUUCUCCCAUUUGUUAUAAUCAAAAGCUGGCUGUGUUACAAAAUAUGCUAAAUGAAAAACGUGACGUAUGUUUAUGUGAGAAAGUAAGGCAUAAGGAGAGAAGUCACCAAAGGGAUAGUUCUGACCGGAUAUACGAGGCAUAAAUCAUUCGAUCAUGUCUAGUGCAUAGAAGCGUUAACUUAUUCAUUAAAGCAGUGUGUGUGAGCAAAAAUAGAAUUCAAAAUCGAAAAGGUUCAUACAAUCCCACAUCUAAUAGUAUCUCCAGCAGUUUAACCGUCAUCAAAUGUUGAGAAUAAGUUGACACCAUAAUCGACGAGUGCUACAUAUCAACCAUAAUACAAAAUAAAUAUUUGGAUAAAAUUGUUAUUUGCAUGCAUAGUACAACAUGGACAACGAAUCAAAAUUGCGGGACGUCAGUAGUGAGGCUUUAACAACAACCCCACACAUAUACACCAAGUCUAUAUUAACCGCUUUCGACUGGAAAGAGUUUGCAUGCGGGUGUGGGGCAGCCUUUAUAAAUAUAGGCGUCACCUAUCCAAUUUAUAAAAUGAUUUUUCGCCAAAUGCUCCAUGGUGUGCCAAUAACUUCAGCUUUCGGCCAGUUACGACACGAAGGCUUAGGAUUUCUCUAUCGUGGUAUAUUCCCGCCAAUGGCACAAAAAACAAUAUCGUUGUCAAUUAUGUUUGGUGUGUUUGAUGGUUCACGCAGAUAUUUAAUUGACAACUUUAAUAUAAACGCAUACACGGUUAAAAUAAUUGCUGGUAUUACAUCAGGCACAGUUGAGGCUGUACUACUUCCUUUCGAAAGGAUACAAACAUUAUUGGCACAUUCAAAAUACCAUGCGUAUUUCGCUAAUACUCCGCGAGCGUUCAAUUAUGUACUAGUACAUCAUGGAUUUUUAGAGCUAUAUAGAGGUAUUGUGCCAGUAUUGUGGCGAAAUGGACCAUCGAAUGCCAUGUUCUUUAUGCUUCGGGAGGAAGUUUCAUUAUUUCUACCAAAGACUACGUCGAAAACAAGCAAAGCAGCACAGGAAUUUGUUGCGGGUGCAAUUAUCGGAGCGUCAAUUAGCACACUUUUUUAUCCGCUAAAUGUUAUAAAAGUUGCCAUGCAAAGCGAGAUGGGUCAAAAAUCGGAAACAAUGUGGACGAUAUGCAAACGAAUAUAUUUUGAGCGAGGAAAUCGUAUAAAAUAUUUCUACAGAGGAUGUGGCUUUAACUCUUUUCGUUCCUUUAUUAGUUGGGGAAUUAUGAACACCGCUUACGAAAACUUGAAGAAAAUUAUUUCAUAAAAAUGUAAAUGGCGCUGAAUUCAUUUCGGCAGCCGAUUAUAGCGCACAUAGAAUGUCCGUUUAUGACAGUGUUGCAGAGGACUGAAUCGAGCCGAACGAUACCUGAUACAUGGUACGUUUAUGUAUUUUAAGGCGGUGCAGUAUCGUCCUGAAACCAAACGAGAAAUUUUGUUAGAUUUUGUAUAUAGCAAAUAAGAAUUUGUGUUUUGAAAUGUGUUACUAGCUAAAUUUCUUUUGUAAAUUUAAGUAAAAUUAAAUUUUAUUUAAAUAUUUUUUUUUUUUAUAAACUGCCCUUAGAACUUCUCAUUCUAUAUACAUUGUAACAUAGUGUACUGCAUAAAUUAAAAAUUUGAAGCUA